AUGCUGUGUUGUUACGCAUCCAUGCUCCGUCUCCUUUUUGCAGCUCUUUGCUCAGCACCAUGGCGACCUCUGCUUCAUUUCACGGCGUCGUCGGUCUUUAAAACGUAUCAGAUUGAUAAAAAGAAUUUAUGGCGCUAUGACGCAUUCAAUAUCAACAACCAUACCUAUAACUCAUUCCCUCCUCCUCUCGCACAAACGCAGCUGCUCCUGUUCGGAACGAUCAGCCUCGUGAUCCCGGGAUUUCCCUUCAAGUUCCCUGCUAUGUCACCCCUACUUCUCAAUCACUCUCCCUCGGUGCAUGCUGUAAUUCGGGCACCAGAUAUGCAACCCCACCAGAACGUCUUACGUUAUCGCCUAUUGUCAAUGUCCCUUUCGCCCAUGGUAAAGAACGCGACACUGCAGCAGAUGCUCCCUAAACUGAUGAGGGCUGGUUAUAUAGCGAGGACUACCUUCUUUCCCGUCAUCCGCCGAAUUCUGAUUCAACUGCUUACACGCAGGGCAGCUUAUCACCGGAGAGCACGGAAGCAGCCAGUUAUCAAUGUAAGUACGACCUUUGAUUUACCUUUGUGGGUCUCGGUACACAGGGUCCUCACUUACAAGCUUUGGCAUGGGAUAACACUGACACCCCCUGUCCUUCGGGAGAAGCCGGAUAAAUUUGCCUUUGGCAUGAUCAAAUUCUAUGCGUGGCUCUUUGACGACUCCUCAAACUUGCCUGAGUUCAGUUUUUGGUACCUCUACAUUUCCUGA
Messenger RNA from Suillus subalutaceus, 747 nucleotides. RefSeq lists its product as uncharacterized. Lineage: Eukaryota; Fungi; Basidiomycota; Agaricomycetes; Boletales; Suillaceae. The record is from RefSeq and is a predicted model, not a curated record. The coding region runs from base 1 to 747 and encodes 248 amino acids. The transcript is spliced from 8 exons.